CGGGCGAGGAAGGGGCGGGAGGGGGGAAGGAGGAAGGGAAGGGAAAGGAAAGGAAGGGAAGGGAAAGGAAAGGAAGGAGGGGAGGACGGAAGGAAGGAAGGAAGGAGGAGCUGAGGCGGCCGCGCACGGACCGGCGGGACCCGCCACGGGAGAUCCUGCGCGGCUCCCGCCGGGGCCGCCAGCCAUGCGCACGGCGGGAUGAAGCUGCAGGCGGUGGUGGAGCAGCUGCAGAAGCAGCAGCAGCAGCAGCAGCAGCAGCAGCAGCCAGCGGUGCCCAUGGAUUGCCGGGAGCGCCGCCGGGAGCCGCAGGUGCCCUUCCCGACACCGCCGCCCUUCCCCGGGCGCGCCCCGGCGGUGACCCCCGCUGUGCCCCCCGCUGUCCCUCCCGCGGGCAGAGCCCCCGCUGCAGCCGGCCGCGCCUUCGAGCAGAGCAACUCCGAGGAGGAGGAGGAGGAGGAUGAAGAGGAGGAGGAUGAAGAGGAGGAUGAAGACGGUGCUGAGCUGGAGGACGGCACCGCGCUGCCCGGCCGGCAGAGCUGCUCUGCCCUGCCGUGUUUCCGCGCUCCCAAAGGUGCCCACGCCAAGGGCAGGGCGGGCUGCGGUGCCAGCCCCGCGCUGGGCACCCAGCAGGGCAGGGAGGAGCCGGGCACAGACCCCGCCCAACGCUGCGCGGGCCCCGCGGGCCGCCCCGGCUGGCGCCCGGACGAGCAGCUCAAACAGAACGGCGGCGGCGGCAGCUGGAGCGACGAGGGCGACGGCGGCCGGGGCAGGGAGAUCUCCCGAGACUUUGCCAAGCUGUACGAGCUGGACAGCGACCCCGAGAGGAAGGAGUUCCUGGAUGACCUCUUCAUCUUCAUGCAGAAGAGGGGAACUCCCAUCAACAGGAUCCCCAUCAUGGCCAAGCAGAUCCUGGAUCUCUACAUGCUCUACAAGCUGGUGACAGAGAAGGGCGGGCUGGUGGAGAUCAUCAACAAGAAGAUCUGGAGGGAGAUCACCAAAGGCCUGAACCUGCCCACCUCCAUCACCAGCGCUGCCUUCACCCUGCGCACACAGUACAUGAAGUACCUCUACGCCUACGAGUGUGAGAAGAAGUCCCUGAGCUCCCCGGCCGAGCUGCAGGCCGCCAUCGACGGCAACCGGCGUGAGGGCCGGCGGCCCAGCUACAGCUCCUCGCUGUUCAGCUACUCGCCCUCCCCGCCCGGGCCUCCUUCCCUGCUGUCCCCCCCCAAAAUCCGCUUCCCCGUCAUCGGCGUGGCCGCCGGCAGCGCCUCCGGCAGCCCCCGCGUCUCACCGGCCCUCAGGAAAGGUGACGGCGUGCCCCUGACGGUGUCCAUGCCGAGCCGCGUGGCCGUGCCGGUGACGCUGGGUGGCCAGCAGGCCGCGGUGGCAGCCAGGACGGCCACGCUGGAGCAGCUGAGGGAGAGGCUGGAGGCGGGAGAGCCCCCGGAGAAGAAGGUGCCGCGCAUGACGGAGGAGGAGCAGCGGCUGGUGCAGCAGGCCCUGCAGCGCAACCUGUUCAGCAUGGCCCGGCAGGUCCCCAUGAAGAUCAAAAUCAACGGGAAAGACAAGGCCGACUCGGCGGCGGCGGCGCUGAACCUGUCCCCGAACGGCAUCGGCAGCAUCAACAUGUCCGUGGAGAUCAACGGCACCACCUACGCUGGGGUGCUGUUUGCCCAGAAGCCCGUGGUGCAGCUCCUGGCCGGCUCGGGCACGCAGAGCUCGUGCAGCAGCAGCUCCAGCAGCAGCUCCAGCAGCUCCCACUGCUCCCCCAGCCCUACCUCAUCACGGGGCACGCCCGGCGCAGAGCCCUCCACCAGCUGGUCCCUCUGACGGGCACUGCCCAGGAGUGCACACAUACCUCACCUCAAGGAACCUGCUCUCGUGGCUGCACAGCACCUGGCGGAUGAUGAUGAUGAUGAUGAUGAUGGUGGUGGUGGUGGUGGUGAAACCUUUCCAUGCCAGCGAGUUUUCCUUCAUCGUCUCUUUGUCCGGCCUUUUUUUGGCUUUGUUCCCCCCCUGUUUCCUUCCUCCCUUUUGCUCUUUGGUUCCUCCUCCUUGCAGGGUGUGUGGUGUUCCCAUGGAGGGGGGGCACACCUGGCGUUUCUCAAUCAGGGAUGGCUCUGGAGCCACAGCUCCUGGCCAGGACGUCACCAGGGCAGGGAAAGGGCCAGGACUGGGGCUGGAAACUGUGGUUCUGCUGGGAACCCUGGUCCUGCUUGAACUGUGGUCCUGCUGGAGCCCUGGUUCUGCUGGGAACCCUGGUUCUGCUGGAAUCCUGGUUCUGGAGCCCUGGUUCUGCUGGGAAGCCUGGUUCUGCUGGGAACCGUGGUCCUGCUGGAGCCCUGGUUCUCCUGCAGCCCUGGUUCUGCUGGAACCCUGGUUCUGCUGGAGCCCUGGUUCUGCUGGAGCCCUGGUUCUGCUGGAGCCCUGGUUCUGCUGGAGCCCUGGUUCUGCUGGAGGCCUGGUUCUGGAGCCCUGGUUCUCCUGGAGCCCUGGUUCUGCUGGAGCCCUGGUUCUGCUGGAGCCCUGGUUCUGCUGGAGCCCUGGUUCUCCUGCAGCCCUGGUUCUCCUGGAGCCCUGGUUCUGCUGGAGCCAGGGGCCACCAGGGCUCUUCCCACCCACAACUCCGUGUUUUGACAAUCCUGAGAGCCGGGGUGUGCCUGGCCCUGUCCUCCCGUGGCAAUCUGCUCCUGUCCCUUCCUGCUGUGUCCCCAUGUCCUCAGAGGAGAGUCCUGAGCCUCUCUCCUACACCUCUCCACGGUUCUGGCACCACCAGCUGCUCGGUUCUGGCUGGUGCCACCUCACCCCUCGAGUCCUGAGUGUCCCUGAGGAGUGACAACGGGGCCUGGGCGUGUUGGGGUUCCACGUUCCCCCCUCUGUCCCCAUGGCAGGGUCACUCAGGUUGGUGCAGGCUCCCUGGAGCAGCUCUGGGAGCUCUGCAGGGCUGCAGGUGGGGUGGUUAAUGUGGGCACAAACCCCCUGCCGUGGUACCCGAGCAGGGCAGACCUUCUGCUCCCAGGGAGGAGCAGAGCCCAGGGAAUCCAGCCCUUCCUGGCCCUGGGAGCCCUGGCUGGAAGCAGAGCUCUCUGUCCAUCAGCUGCUCAGGUGCUGUCCCUCUGCCCCCCUGGCCUUUCCCUAUGCCCUGCCCUGGUGCCAUCCCUGCCAUCCCUCCUGCCCCGGUGACGUCCUUCCCGUGCUGCAGGCCCGAGUCAGGUUUUUUGAGCAGAUGAAAUACCUCAGAUAUGUACUUGUUGGGUUGCUUUUGUUUGUGUUGGGUUGGUGUUUUUUUAACCUCUUCAGGAAGUAUUGGCAUAUCCUAUUGCUUGGGGGUUUUCGUAGGUGGGUUUGCUGACUUUGUGUUUGCUUUUAUUUCUGUUGGCUUUUAAACGCAUCACCAAAGACAGGGAGCUCAGACAAGGCUGAGCAGAGGAGCAGUGGCUUCCCCACCCUCCGGGAGCCCAUCCCAGGACAUGUGCAUGGCAGGACAGCAGGGUUGUCCUCGCUGUCACAGCCCCUGCUGCUUCCUGCCCCCGCAGCCCCCAGGGCUCUCUGGGAUCGGGAGGUGGGGAUGUCCUGGCAGGGAGGGAGGGAUGCUGCUCCGCGUGUCCCCAGCUGCCCUCCCUGUGGGCGGGGGAAGCCGGCCUGACCCGCAGGCUCCUUCCAUCCUCACAGACUCCCAGAGGAUUUUCCAGCCUCUGGGACUCAAUCAGAUUAUUCCCCCCCCCCCUUUUUUUUGGGGUUUUCUUUUGGUUGUUUUAUUUUAUUCUUGGGUGGGGUUGGGCUGUUUCCUCUGAGUGGGACUGGGGCACUUUCUGCUUUUCCCUCUGCUCUGUUCCCUGGCCCCGGGGAGCAGAGGCUGCUCCGGGGUGGGGCUGCUUUGUCUCACUUGCUAACGUUGUGUUUUCUUGCACAGAAAGGCACUCGAAUCACUGAACUGCUUGGACACUACUAGAGUAUUAAUGUUUAUAAGCUUUACUCAACCUAGACUGGAACUAGCCAGGGACUAACAGAUUGUUUUGUAUCCAAUUCAGGGAAAGAAUCAGGUCGGGAAGCGUAACAGAUACCUCAGUUAAAUAAGCUGCAACAAUAAACCGGUCCUUUUCCCAGCCCGGGGUGACAAGGACCGUCCAGACUGUGAAGAGUUAACCCUUUCCCUCAGCCUGGCUUUGGCCCUGGCAGCCUGAGCUGCGGGUCUCCUGCUGAGCUGCCAGGCUUUGGGCGUAGGGGGUGCUGGAAACCAGCAGCAGAGCGGGGGAGGCCGAGCGGGGGCCGCCCCAGCCCCGUGUCGUGUCGUACUCAGGGUUUGAUGCUGCCGGCAGGACGUUCCCGAGGGCAGCGCUCCGUCCUUCCCCCAGCUCCUCACACCAGCCGAAAAGCCCCGGCCAGCCCCCAGCUCGCUCCCCCGGCGCUUCCCGGGGGACAGAGCCAGCCGAGCCUGCUCCUGUGGCUGCGGGAGGGCAGCAGGGUGCGUGGGGUGAGGGGAGGCUGCGUGUGCCUGCUCCUUCCCAGGGGACUGCGGUCAGAUGUUCUCCCCAAACAGCUGCAGCAGCCUUGCUAACUAGUUUUCUUACCUAUUUAAAAGAGAAAAAAAAAUAAUAAAAUAAGUAAAUAAAAACAAAUGUGAUAGCCUAGGCGGUGGAUAAAUACCUCAACGUCUCCUUCCAACAAGUGUCUGUAUAUGUUGUUGUUGGGUUUUUUCUAUCUUACAGGUUAUCUGAAUGUUUAUAUUCCAAUAAACUUCUACCUCUUCACACCGUGA
Molecule: messenger RNA, 4759 nt
Organism: Serinus canaria (Common canary)
Lineage: Eukaryota; Metazoa; Chordata; Aves; Passeriformes; Fringillidae
Gene: ARID3B
Product: AT-rich interaction domain 3B
Exons: 9
Coding region: 199-1830 (543 amino acids)
Biological process (GO): regulation of transcription by RNA polymerase II
Cellular component (GO): nucleus
Molecular function (GO): DNA binding
Source: RefSeq, a predicted model, not a curated record